Pelagomonas calceolata is the source of this 1100-nucleotide messenger RNA. Lineage: Eukaryota; Pelagophyceae; Pelagomonadales; Pelagomonadaceae. The record is from the annotation of a GenBank genome assembly.
CAAGAAACGUCAUGGCCUCCCUCGAAGAGGCCACGCACCAGAGAAGGGUGUUCGCGUGGCAGGGCGCGGACACGGAGCCCCUGACCGGCACUGAGGCCGACAGCCCCGGAGCAGGCUGGACGAUUUCGAGGGACGACGUCGUCGUGCUCAUCGAGCAGCUGCGCAACGCCGCCGGCGCGGUCGUGGCCUUCGUCGAGCUGCAGGUCGAUGGGAAACGCACGACGCACCGCGGCUGGGUCGACCCCGCUUCCCUGAAGCGGCGCCCGGGCGACGAGACGGAGGACGAGUUGGCAUUGCGACGCGAGCAGCUGGCGGAUAUUGCGGGAGAGCACCUCGCGGGCCGCGCGUACGCCGAGGCGUACCACGCGUUCGGCGACGCCAUCGCGGCGGACCCGGCGAACCAUCGGUUGUACGGCGACCGCGCCCUCUGCUGCGCGCGGCUUCACAAGGAGACACCAUCACCGGAACUCCGGGCCGCGGGCCUGAAGGACGCGGAGACGUGCGUGGAAUUGAAGCCGACGUUUGUGAGAGGCCACGAGCGGCUCGUGACGAUGCUCGCGCUCUGCACAGAAGCGGGCGAGACCGAUCACAAGACCCUCGAGGCCGCCGUCCGGCGGGGUCUGAGCGUCGACGCGGCGAGCGUAUCCUUGCGACGCGCGUUACAAGAGCUCCGCGACGCCGGCGUCUCCCUAGAUACGACGCUGGCGCCGACGGACAGCGAGCUCGCUGACGCAGCAAAGGCGGCCGCGCCGAAGACGCGGGGCGCGGAGCUCUUCGCCCGGGGUGAUAUGGAGAACGCCGCGGUUAAGUACAGGGCCGCCCUGGCGUGGGACGCGACCGACCCUCGCAUCUGGGCGAACCGGGCCGCGUGCUUCUCGCGGCGGGGGCGGUUUGACGACGCGCUGCGCGACGCGGAGUACGCCAUUCGCUUGAAGCCGCGGUGGGCCCGGGCCCGCUAUCGGCUCGCGGAGGCGCGGCUCGGGCAGGGGCGCGUCGGCGACGCGCUCGAAGCGUGCGACGCGGGGCUGCGCCUGGACGGCGACGAAAAGACGCGAGGGGACCUGUUGGCGCUGAUGGAGCGGUGUGCUGUUGUUGAGUAA